UUAAUUCAUUCGAAGAAAUUUGAAAUGUAUGACUAUGGACGUUCUGGAAAUCAAAAACAUUACGGCCAGCGUCUUCGAUAAAUUAUGGUAAAGGCAAAACGUUGACAGGAGUAACAUAAAUAAUGAAAAAUGAUGAUACAAGCUGGGAUUACUUUCAUUUUUGUUUACUCAAUUUCAUUGGCAUCAGCGCAGUUUCCCGGCAUGCUUUCUGAGCACGAGAAAUUACGGGAAGAUAUCAAAAAAUCUUUUCAUGAGGGAUACCAAGCUGCAUUACAAGAAAGCCUCUCAAAAAAUUCCAAUGAAAAAAGAUACGACAUAGCGACAUUGAAUCAAGCUGCAAGAAACCGCAACCCUUUGUUGAGUAGUUAUGGAGGAGAUCCCUAUGGUAUGGGUAGUACAAUGCUAUCAAAACAGCACAUAAAAUUUGGCAAGAAAAAGCGAUCUCUAGGUAUUAAGAUCAAACGCCACAUCAACUCGAUGCAAAAUGCACUUAAGGAUGCUUACACAUCUGGUUAUAAAGCUGGAAAAGAGAUGAUAGCAAAGAUACGAAAAGAAAAUUCUGAAAAAAGAUUUAGUCUUGAAAAACUAAAUCAUGCUGCUCGCCAUCGCAAUGUUUACCUGGACGCUGUUGGUGGUGAUCCCUAUGGAGGAAGUAGCGUGGUUUCUUCUCAGCAACAUAUCAGUUGGAGUCGUGGAAAACGUUCUACGUCACAUGAAACUCAAACUAUCUGAAUGAUGUAAAAAUAUCUAUCAAUAUAUGUUUAAAAAAAUUUUUA
Messenger RNA from Xenia sp. Carnegie-2017, 776 nucleotides. RefSeq lists its product as uncharacterized. NCBI's taxonomy places the organism in Eukaryota, Metazoa, Cnidaria, Anthozoa, Malacalcyonacea, Xeniidae. The transcript is spliced from 11 exons. The coding region runs from base 130 to 732 and encodes 200 amino acids. The record is from RefSeq and is a predicted model, not a curated record.